AUGAUGACAAGUGGGAAGGGACACCAUUGUGAGCUUUAUCCGGAGCCGAGGGAAUGGAGGAGGGGGUACACGGGUACAAAUCACCAACACUAUCACAUCGUUCGAGAAGAGCAUCCGAAUCAAAAUCAUUUACAGAAAAACCAAAGGGGUCAAAUGAGACAAAAUCCCAAUUAUCAGUUUGUUUGGGAACAUGUUGUCAAGAAAGGGGAUGCAGUUGUGGAUGCCACUUGUGGAAAUGGUUACGAUACCUUGGCGAUGGUGAAUAUGGUGGCUGAUGAGUCACGUGCUGGCCGUGUUUAUGCAAUGGACAUUCAAGAAACCGCAAUAAAGAAUACCAUGUCUUUGUUGGAUAGAUCGCUUCAUCCUGAUGAGAAAGAAAUGGUAGAGCUAUAUGCUACGUGUCAUAGCAAAAUGGAACAAGUUGUUCCAAGGAGUGCUACAGUGAGGGUGGUUGCAUUCAACUUGGGAUAUCUUCCGGGAGGUGAGAAAACAGUGAUUACUAAACCAGAAACAACCCGAUUAGGAAUGGAGGCUGCAACCAGAAUAGUUGUAGCAGGAGGUGUUAUCAGCAUGCUCGUUUAUGUGGGGCAUCCUGGUGGCAUGGAAGAAUAUGAGAUGGUGGAAGCCUUUGCUUCUGGAUUGCCAGUCGAUACCUGGAUAUGCUGCAAGCUUCAAAUGUUGAACCGCCCGUUGGCUCCCAUACUCUUUCUCUUAUGUAAGAGGUAA
Molecule: messenger RNA, 726 nt
Organism: Lactuca saligna
Lineage: Eukaryota; Viridiplantae; Streptophyta; Magnoliopsida; Asterales; Asteraceae
Source: the annotation of a GenBank genome assembly